Oncorhynchus gorbuscha (pink salmon) is the source of this 2019-nucleotide messenger RNA. RefSeq names its product FUN14 domain-containing protein 1-like. Bases 69 to 557 code for a protein of 162 amino acids. Gene Ontology annotation, biological process: autophagy of mitochondrion. The record is from RefSeq and is a predicted model, not a curated record. Gene Ontology annotation, cellular component: mitochondrial outer membrane. The transcript has 5 exons. Lineage: Eukaryota; Metazoa; Chordata; Actinopteri; Salmoniformes; Salmonidae.
GAGGUUUAUAAAGCUCAGGGGCGGGGCUUGCAUACAGCGGACAACAUCCUGAUGUAAUUUUCUCCAAAAUGGCGGAUCGCAAAGAAGAUGACAUCUUAUCAGAAAAGGAUGAGCCGGAGAGCGAGGAUGAGACCUAUGAGGUGGUGGACCUGACAGAGUACGCCCGGAGGCACCAAUGGUGGAGCAUGGUGUUUGGGAAUAACUCUGGUCCCCUCGCAGAGAAAUACUCUGUGACCACGCAGAUUGCGAUGGGAGGGGUCACUGGCUGGUGUGCAGGAUACUUGUUCCAGAGAGUAGGGAAGAUAGCUGCAACUGCCAUAGGUGGAGGGUUCCUGUUAUUACAGAUAGCGAAUCACAGUGGCUACGUGCAGGUGGACUGGAAGAAAGUGGAGAAGGACGUGAACAAAGCAAAGAAACACCUGAAGAAGAGAACCAAGCAAGCAGCCCCUGAAAUUAACUCCUUCUUCGAGGAGGUAAAGGCCACAGAGUUUGUCAAGAAGAACAUUGUCCUGUCUAGCGGGUUUGUGGGUGGAUUCCUCCUGGGCUUGGCCUCCUAAUGGCGUCGGGGCCAAUUCACGACUGAGGAAGUCGUUACAUAGGAAGAAGGAAGCUGUCAUUACUGUGAACUGAAUCUCCACACAGGAUGUUGUCAUUAACUGUGAAUCGUUGUCUUUCUCCCAGCACGGAACUAGUCAUGAAACGGGUUUGGGAGGAGGCUGAACAUGUGAAGCUGCCACUUUAUGUCCCCCUGGCUGGUCUCUUCCGUUACUGCACAACUGAUCAGAGUCUAGCUUGUCCACCCUCUUUUUAUUCUAUUUAUCUGGUGGUUUCUGAUCCAGGAUCAGUUGUUUGGGCCUGUUGAAUAUGACAUUUUAUACUUCAUAUUCAUAAUCCGCACUACCCCCAACAUCAAUGUAUGUGAAAAUGUCACGUUUCUAUUAUAUAUAUAUAUUUGUUCACCGUCAUAUGGUGUGUAUCAUGUGAUUUGAAUCAAUUAGUGAACAAUGCCUACUCAUAAUUAGUUGAAAUCACGAUGCACACCAGAUGAUGCCAUUAGAAAAACUAAUUUUGACUUCAAAACAUAGAAACAUGGCAUUUUCACAUAUGUUGAUGUUAGGGUAGUUCUGGAGAUGAUGAAUACAAUGUUGAAAAUGUUAGAAAUGUUACUUUAAGUGCACAACGCGACACCUCUUGAUAUACUACUAAUAUACUGUACCACACACUGGACAUAGGAUUCCUUGGCCCCUGUCUAUCUGGUGCCCUCUUUUACCUGGAAUAACAGGUCUAGGAUCAGGAAUGUGUCCCAAAUGCCCAUAGUGCACUACAUUUGACCAGAGCCCUAUGUAGGAAAUUAGGGUGCCAUUUGGGACACAAGCCAGCUCUGUAAUGUACUGUAGGUAUAUCAGUGUGCAGGUUAGCGUUUUUCAUAAGGAAUAUUUUUCUGGGGGCAGCUCUGCAGAAUGGUCACUAGCUGGCACAGCCACAAAAUCUGAUUUUAAAUCUAACUGUUAACCCUAAUGCCUAACCUUAAAUUUAGACCAAAAAGUUUAAUGUAGUUUUCAUGAAUUUUUACAAUAUAGCCAAUUCUGACUUUGCAGCUGGCCUAUCCGGCGGAUUUGCUUAGUUCUGCCUCCAGGACAAGACUCAUUCCAAAACAUGUGAACCUGCUAUCAGUGUAGUCAUAGGAAAACAUGUGAUUUAGUCAUGUGUAGAAUAUACUAUCAGUUUUAUAGAUAGAAGGAAAUGUACAGUGUAAAGUCAGUGUUCAGUUGCUUAUGAGUUGUUCCAUAUUGUGUCUUUAACUAUUUAAAUAUUACGUGUCAGGAGUAUGAUUUUCCAUUAGUUUCUGUACUUCACCAAGUGCACAUUAACUUCUUACUGCCGUUAACCUCCAUAUGUUCUGACCUCCUGAGUGCUAUUUUGAAAUCUUGAUAACCAACCAACCAUAACUAUAGAUUUGUCUUAUGAUUCUGUUUUGUCAAAUAAAGUUGCCUGAUUUUUGUUGGUUAGCAAUGUUAA